Messenger RNA from Solanum lycopersicum (tomato), 3426 nucleotides. RefSeq names its product pentatricopeptide repeat-containing protein At1g11290, chloroplastic-like. Lineage: Eukaryota; Viridiplantae; Streptophyta; Magnoliopsida; Solanales; Solanaceae. Gene Ontology annotation, molecular function: zinc ion binding; protein binding. The record is from RefSeq and is a predicted model, not a curated record.
UGUAAUCGUAUUCAUGACAAGCCAUUGUAUUCAUAUUAAGUCAACUCUUAUAGUUUUUAAAAGUUCAUGUCAUUUAAACAUUAAUCAUCUUCUCCAAAUUUUCAGAAAGUUAUCAAAGUUUUUUGUUUUUAUCAGAGGAGUUGUAAUUGAGAUGGUGUCAUUGGAAGUGGUAAGUUGAAAUGGUUCGAUUUUCAACCCUAGCGAACAGUUUCACUUGGCGGCAAAAUGGAAUUCAUCCGAAACUCAAAAUUUCUCACAUUCCCAAUUACUUCAAUGUUACUGAGCUAUGGGAUGCUUCAAUCUUCCAAAGACUUAAGGAACCAAAACCUAUUGAACAAGUGCAUGCCCAAAUUGUUAUUUCUGGUCUUUCUCAGGAUACCCGUCUUUGUAACAGAUUGAUGAAUUCAUAUGCAUCAUGUCGACUUAUAACACAAACCCACAAAAUAUUUUCUGUAAUAGAGCACAAAAACUUGGUUUCUUGGACCAUAUUGAUAAAUGGGUUUGCAAAGAAUGGCCUUUUUCUUGAAGCUAUUGAGUUAUUUGGUAAGAUGGUUAAUUGUGGGUUAAUGCCUAAUGCAAUCACAGUUUCAAGUAUUUUACCUGCUAUUGGAAAAUUAAGGUUGAACCUGAUAGGGAAAUCACUUCAUUGUUAUUGGGUUAAGCAAGAGUAUCAAUGUAAUGUGUUUGUUCAAAGUGCAUUAGUUCAUAUGUAUUCGAAACUAGGGUAUCCCAUUGCUGCCCGAUACGUGUUUGAUAGUAUGCCUGAGAGGAAUGUUGUCUCGUGGAACGCAAUUAUUUUUGCUUAUUCCAAUAAUGGUAUGGUUGAGGAAGCAAUUUGGCUCUUCAAUUUAAUGAGAAGGAGCUUGUUAAUGGAUACGUUUACGAUAAUGAGUUUAGUUUCUGCUACUUUUGGCGUUGGGGAUUUACAAAUAGUUACUCAAAUACAUGGGUUAGUAGUUAAAUCUGGUCAUGAUAACAACCAACGUGUUGAAACUGGUCUAAUAGAGAAGUAUAUUGGUGUAAACUUUGUUGAUGAUGCUUACUGUAUAUUCUGUGAGAUGCCUGUAAAAGAUGUAGUUGCUUGGACAUUGAUGUUAACGGGGUUUGUGAAUAGUGGAAACUGGAGUAUGGUGGUGGAACAUUUCAAUCAGAUGAUGGGAACUGAUGAGGUGGAGCUUGAUUCGGUGGCACUGAUAGGUAUCCUAUCAGGAUGCAGCAGUUCAGGAGCUUUGCAACAAGGCAGGAUGGUACAUGCAUUGGUGAUAAAAAAUGGUUUUGAAGGUGAUACUUUUUUGGGAUCAUCUAUUAUAGACAUGUAUGCAAAUUGUGCUGAGUUAGGUGAUGCCAGAAGAUUUUUUGAAGGGAUGGCUACGAAAGAUGCUGCAUGCUGGAAUGCACUGAUUGCUGGUAAUGGGAUGCUUGGGUACGGUAAUGAUGCAAUAGACCUUUUCCUGAAAAUGAAGGAUCUAGGUUUAGAUCCAAAUGAUUCAACCUUGGUUUCUGUCUUGAGUGCUUGUAGUCAUUCUGGGUUGGUUGAUCAAGGAUUGUAUAUUUUUGAUAAUAUGGUAGCAAGAUGGAACCUUUAUCCUAAUCAAAAGCACUAUGCAUGUGUUGUUGACCUUCUUGGACGUGCAGGGAGAUUAAAUGAUGCUUACUCAGUAAUUACGAGCAUGCAUUUGCAACCAGGUGUGGAUGUUUAUGGUGCUUUGCUUGGUGCUUGUAAAGCUCAUGGGAAUAUUGAGCUAGGUGUUGAGGUAUCACAGAGGCUUUUUGAGCUGAAGCCACAUGAUGCAGGAUAUUAUAUACUUCUCUCCAAUAUUUAUGCUUUAUCUGGAAAUUUGGAGGGUGUAAAGUCUACCAGAUUAUUGUUCAAAUCAAAAACUUUGGAGAAGGAUCCAGGCAUGAGCUCAAUUGAGAUAAAUGGAGCUGUUUACACAUUUAUGGCGAAUGAAAAGGAUCAUCCCCUAUAUCUUGAAAUUUCUAGGUUUCUGAAGGACUUAAUCUUUAGAAUACAAGAAGAAGGAUAUGUGCCUGAUUUCAAGUCUGUUUAUCAGGAUGUGGCAGAGGAUCUGAAAAAGGAUAUUCUUUAUCACCAUAGUGAGAAGUUGGCCAUUGCAUUUGGAUUGAUGAGAACAAAACCAGGAACAAUCAUACGGGUGACAAAAAAUCUCCGAGCAUGCAAUGAUUGCCACUCUUCGUGUAAAUACAUCUCCAAAGUUUUUGGAAGAACGCUUGUCAUCAAGGACAAAAACCGGUUUCAUGUUUUCCAUGGUGGGAACUGCUCAUGUGGGGACUAUUGGUGACAAUGUACUCUGAUUAAUCAACAUUGACUUAUCCCACGAAACCACCUCAUCUACAAAAUCUCUGAGACUAAUUUAUACUACUUAGUUUUGAUGUUUACAUCCAAGCCAAAUGGUGUAGCAUUUCAAAUGGACCAUGAACACCCAUCAGCACCAACUUAUUGUCAAAUGAUUCUGACCAGGUUAAAGCCGAAGAAUAGCAGACCUAGCAAAUCCCUGAUGCAAAGGCCAGACACCAGUGUCAAUCCAAAAGUGGCUGCCAUGCGUCUCAACAUAAACUGGGAUUUCGCAGAAGAGUUUGAGGAGGCCGAUGAGAUCGAUGACCCUGAAGUUCCUGCAGCUGUGGUUAGUGGAUGAGAGAACGCUAAGAAUCUGUGCGUUUAUAUUUGGCAGUCUGUAUCUAGUAUCAGAUAAGUAUCAUUUAGUCUGUGCAAUCUAGUGUAGCCUUAACAGCACCAAUAUUAACUUUAUUUUUGGGAACAUCGAUAGAAGAGUUAAUAAAUCCACUUUUUCUUUGGUACAUAUUAGUUGAUUAAGUGAUAAUCAAAUUAGAAUCGAGCUAGUAGAGAAAAAUUUUCAACUCCGAAAUUACUUGUGAAUUCUUGCUCCCAGAAUUUUAUUUUUUUCUUGUUAAUAAGUUCAAAACCUUCUGGAGCUGAUUCUGACGAGGGGCUUUUUCACGCAGGGAUAUGGCUCUGUACUUGGUCUAUCUGCAUUUUCCAUCCUAAUUGGCAUAUCUGUUGUGUUGAUUGUGUUAGUGAAGGUUAUUCCAUUUUAUAUCUGAUUUCUUCCCGUCUACUAAAUCUUGAUGGACACAUUUACAUGGUACCAGUGCAAGUGAAAGGUAGCAGGUACUCAGUGAACUAGUUGAGGUUCGCGAUAGCACCAGACACCAUCACUAUAUAUUUUUAAAAAAUAAAUGAUGCUACUGGAAUGAAGCAACUGUAUUUCAUUUUGCAUGUUCUCAAGGAAUGGGUUCUUGAAUGGGUUAAAUCUCUUUCAUGUGCAGUGUUGUAGCAUUGGUGUCUUUUGUUUUGAGUUUUAUAUGCCUACAUUCUUCUAUUGUCCAUGCUUUGGUUGGUUAUAUACUUCUAAGCAACCGUGUGGCUGCACGUUCACUACAUUA